Messenger RNA from Impatiens glandulifera, 1170 nucleotides. RefSeq names its product oligoribonuclease. Gene Ontology annotation, molecular function: 3'-5'-RNA exonuclease activity; nucleic acid binding. The transcript is spliced from 9 exons. The record is from RefSeq and is a predicted model, not a curated record. Gene Ontology annotation, cellular component: mitochondrion. Bases 159 to 920 code for a protein of 253 amino acids. Lineage: Eukaryota; Viridiplantae; Streptophyta; Magnoliopsida; Ericales; Balsaminaceae.
AACUCAAUUCUUCGACUUCUGAAUCUCUCCGGUCUCCACUAAACCCCUUCUCUACUUACACCGAUUAGGGAACAGCCGACGAGAAUCGAGGGCUGUCUUCGUCGUUCCCGAAUCGCUGUAAUCUGGUUCCGAAAGGAACUGAAUGUUUAAGGUUGAAAAUGAGUCAGCUAGCGAAUGCAUUUUCUCUUCUUGAAUUGGAUGUUCCCGAUAAAGAACCAUCAACUUCUAAAGUUGCAGUUAAUCAUGGAAAAACAAGGAGGGAAGGUAAGGGAAAGGGCAAGAAUAAAAUUGACAACACUUCUGACACAAUCACUUCAGAGAAGGAGAACGGGGCGGAAAGUAGCUUAGAAGUCCCAAGUUCGCAUUACAAGAUGCCCCUUGUAUGGAUUGAUCUGGAGAUGACAGGUCUCGAUGUUGAAGUGGAUAAAAUACUGGAGAUUGCUUGUAUAGUCACGGAUGGGAAUCUGACAAAAAUGAUUGAGGGUCCACAUUUGGUUAUCUUUCAAAGUAAGGAGUGUCUGGAUGGAAUGGGAGAAUGGUGUCAGACUCAUCAUGCAGCGAGCGGAUUAACAGAGAAGGUGCUACAAAGUAAAGUUAGUGAGAAAGAAGCUGAAAUGCGGGUAAUUGAAUUUGUGAAGGAACAUGUUGGUUCAUAUACGCCGCUUCUUGCUGGAAAUUCUGUGUACACCGACUAUAUAUUUCUGAAGAAAUACAUGCCAGAGUUGGCCAGUCUUGUCUCUCAUGUUCUUGUCGAUGUUAGCAGUGUGAAGGCUCUUUGCGUUCGAUGGUAUCCUAAAGAGAAUAAAAAGGCUCCACAAAAGAAGAACAAGCAUCGAGCGCUGGAUGAUAUCAAAGAAAGCAUAGCUGAGCUGAAGUACUUCAAGGAGAACAUUUUCAAGCCACCCAAGUCCAAGAAAUGAUUACUAAGAAUCUUCCAAAGCCGAAAGAAAAGAGCGUCUCACAAUUCUAUGAAGAAUCUGCCAACAUUUUAAUCCUGAUAUGCUAAAUGAUCCAGUCUAGUGUGUGAUGAUGCAAAAUUGAUUCUACUUUGAACUUUGUAAAAACCACCUAUAGUUGGGAUUAACUUGUUUACAUGAUUACUACAGUCAAUUCAAUGUUUUUUUUAAAGGAUGAAACAAACUUUAGAUUUUCUAUAUUUCUACCAAGAUA